GUUCGCUCUUCAAACUUAACUUCUCUCCAAAGUUAGACGACUGUACUGUUGAGCUCAGCAUUUGGAUCUCUGACAUGGAGGAUAUGUUGUCAUUCUGGGAUGUGGCUAUAUAUUUCUCUGGAGAGGAGUGGGAAUACCUGGGUCCUGCUCAGUGGAAUUUAUACAGGGACGUGACAUUGGAGAAUUACAACAACCUUGUGUUUCUGGGUCUUGCUUCCUCUAAGCCAUACCUGGUCACAUUUCUGGAGCAAAUAGAGGAGCCUUCAGUUGUGAAGAAAGGAGAGGUUACCACUAUGUAUUCAGGGAAAAAAUGUUAUACCUGCAAAGACUGUGGGAAAGUUUUUGAGGAGAAAAAAGUAUUUCAAAGUCACUACAGACUUCAUGUAAGAGUGAAAACCUACAAGUGUGAAGAAUGUGGCAAGUCCUUCCGUUUUCCGUCAUUACUUUCUAGACACUACAGAGUUCAUACAGGAGAAAAACCCUACAAGUGUGAAAUAUGUGGCAAUGGCUUUCCUUAUCCUUCAAGGCUUUCCACCCAUAUGAAAACUCAUACAGGAGAGAAACCAUACCAGUGUGAAGUAUGUGGGAAGGCCUUCCAUAAUCCAUCAAUACUUUCUAUGCACAAGAGAAUUCAUACAGGAGAGAAACCCCACAAAUGUGAAGAGUGUGGCAAGACUUUCAGAGAUUCAUCAAUACUUUCGGGGCACAAGAGAAUUCAUACAGGAGAGAAACCCUACAAGUGUGAAGUAUGUGGCAAGGACUUCUAUUUUCGAUCAAAACUUAAUAUACACAAGAAAAUUCAUACAGAAAAAAAUCUCUACAAGUGUGAAGUAUGUGGCAAGGCCUUUGAUAAUCGAUCAAGGAUUUCCAACCAUAUGAAAAUUCAUACAGAAGAGAAACCAUACAAGUGUGAAGUAUGUGGCAAGGACUUCCAUUAUCUAUCCAAACUUUCUAAACACAAGAAAAUUCAUACAGAAAAAAAUCUCUACAAGUGUGAAGUAUGUGGCAAGGCCUUUGAUUAUCGAUCAAAACUUAAUAAACACAAGAAAAUUCAUACAGAAGAGAAACCAUACAAGUGUGAAGUAUGUGGCAAGGCCUUCCAUUAUCUAUCCAUACUUUCUAAACACAAGAUAGUUCAUACAGAAGAGAAUCCCUACAAGUGUGAAGUAUGUGGCAAGGCCUUUGAUUAUCCAUCAAGGCUUUCCGACCAUAAGACAAUUCAUACAGGAGAGAAACCAUACAAAUGUGAAGUAUGUGGAAAUGCCUUCUGUUAUUCAUCAUCACUUCGUAAACACAAGAUAAUUCACACAGGAGAGAAACCCUACAAGUGUAAAGUAUGUGGCAAGGGCUUCGAUUAUCGAUCGAGACUUUACAAACACAAGAAAAUUCACAGAGGAUCAAAACCUUAAAAUUAUGAUGUAUCAGUCAGUUCCUUAGAACUUUCCAGCUUCUUUCUCCUCAUUUGAUAACUCAUUCUGGAGAGAAACCAUACAAAUGUGAAGAAUGUGGAAAAGCCUCCUCUACAAAGUCGUACCUAUAUCUACACAAAUUAACUCACAAUAUAGAGAAUAUUUACAAAUGAAAAAAUUAUGUCAAAAUGCUCAACAAUAAAUUAGGGAUCAUCAAAGAAUUCAUUUGGAAAGAAACCAUACAAAUGUAAAAAAAUGUAGCAAAUACUUUAGAAGUUCCAUAGCAUGAUCUGAACACAGAACUCUUCAUAUUGGAGAUACACUCCACAUGUAAAGAAUGGGGCAAACACUAUUAUUAUCAGUCUUCUUGCCUUAAAGAACAUCAAAGAAUUCAUCUGAGAGAAACCACAUAAGUGUGAAGAAUGGGAUUCUUUUGGACUUACUCAAAAUUUGGGAAAAACCUCAUAAUUCAUACUAGGCUAAAAUGCCACAAGUGUAAAAAAUGUUGCAAACCCUUUAAUAAGCCUUCUUACAUUUUUCAAAUCAAGGUAGUUCAAACUGGAGUGAAAUAAUAUAAAUGUUAAAAUGUCCAUAAAAUCUUAACACUUUUCCAGACCCUAAAAGUUACCAAAAGCUUCAUGGUGAAUGGAAGCCCUAUAAGUUUGGGGAACGUGGUAAAGUUUGGAAUCAUUCAUACAAUCAUGUCAAGAGUGGAGUUGUUUGUUAGUCUGUGUGUUUGUUCUUCUGGGUUUGGGGCAGAUUCUUGCUUUCUUUUGUUUCUUCUGUUUUAGAAUUGAAACACUUGUUCUAUACCAGUUUGUAGAAAAAUAGUCACUUGUUUUUAUGUUGUAGGGGCACACAGUUAAGAGAUUGCCUUGAGUCUCACAUGACACUUGGAGUAUGGUCUUUUAUAGUAUUGUAAUUAUUAAAUACUUUGUGGACCUUUCAA
Molecule: messenger RNA, 2358 nt
Organism: Rattus rattus (black rat)
Lineage: Eukaryota; Metazoa; Chordata; Mammalia; Rodentia; Muridae
Product: zinc finger protein 728-like
Exons: 4
Coding region: 75-1409 (444 amino acids)
Biological process (GO): negative regulation of transcription by RNA polymerase II
Molecular function (GO): DNA-binding transcription repressor activity, RNA polymerase II-specific
Source: RefSeq, a predicted model, not a curated record